Nanorana parkeri is the source of this 4479-nucleotide messenger RNA. RefSeq lists its product as uncharacterized. The coding region runs from base 1 to 4479 and encodes 1492 amino acids. Lineage: Eukaryota; Metazoa; Chordata; Amphibia; Anura; Dicroglossidae. The transcript has a single exon. Gene Ontology annotation, cellular component: Z disc. Gene Ontology annotation, biological process: positive regulation of calcineurin-NFAT signaling cascade. The record is from RefSeq and is a predicted model, not a curated record.
AUGCUUCGUUACAAGAAGCAUAAGAGACAUGCAGAUGGCCUUGCUGGAAGUGGUGUGGGAGUAAUGGAUGAUACAGACCGAGAAGUAAGCAGUUUCACAGAUCGAGCUUUUAGAAGUUUGUGUGUUGCUGAAGAAGAACCAUUCAAUGAUGUUCCUCAUAUACCUUCCCCAAUUAGAGGAAUGCCACUUUCCACAAAAUACCACCUGGGCAUUUUUAACCUUUCAGUAAGAAAGACUCAGCCUUUGGCACAGCUACCCACUAUAACACGACAGCGUGGAAAGUGGGCUCCAACAUUCCAACCACUGCUUAACUGUGCAAAGCAUGGGUUGAUAGUUGCCAAGACCAACACCAAUAAGUUGUGUGUUCCUCAACCCACAGGAUAUAAACCAUCUUCUAAGGUGUCAUCUCUUAUAAGAAGCUUUGAUAAUAUUGAAAAUGAAAGACCAGAACAGGAUGAAUUUUCUCUCUCCAAAGAUGUCCAAAAAGGCAAAAUGAAUAUGGAAGAAAUAUCCUUAUGUCAGAAAGCAGAACACAGUGAUGUGAACAAUGAAGGUUUAGAAUCAAUCAAUCCAGAUAAUUUGAGUCCUAAUGAAAGUCGUAAUUCACACAGGCGCACAGCCAGAGAAGUAUUUUUGGAGACUCAGGCAGAAAAUUGUUCCAGGCUGUCAGUAUCACCAUGUUCUUCGGGAUCACCAUUAUCAGAUAAACCCAAAAAGUUGAUAAAUCAUAAGGCGUCUUUGAGAAGAACAGUCUUUCUCCACAGCGAAAAUAGUGCAUUUAAAUCAUGGAGUGAUAACAAUAAAAGACACCUUAGAGAGGAUGAUAGUGACAGUUCAGUCCCUGGAACACCUCCUAUUCUAAGAUCAACAACACCAUGCUCUCCUUUACUUCAAAGAACAACUCCUGGAGUAAGAGCAAGAGAUGCAGGACUAGAGGUAGGAUGGGCUUCUCCUGCUUCAACACUCUCUAACAGCUUUGAUGCUAUUCAGAUGUUAAGGACUGUUCCUCCACUUCCCAACAAAAGAAUGACAAAGCAAAAUAGAGAAUCAAUUCACAGGGCUCCAAAGGUCCAUGCAGAGAAUAAGAUCCAAGCAGAAGAUAUGCAAGUAGAUGUAGGAUAUCAGUCGCCUAAAGAGCCAGUCAGCAUUUUAGCCAAAUCAAAAUCUCCUAAAAAAUUAAAUUACGCAUUAAACACAAAUCAGGAGAAAGAAACAGUGUCUGAAACAUCACAAGCCCUACCGAAACAGAAUGAAAAAGUUCAAGAAAAAGUAGAUUCCUCCCAAGAGGCAAGGGAACCAGAAACACCAGCCAAAGAAGAUGACAUUAAACUGUCUAAUAAACCCAUACCACCAUCUGGAAGAACUAAAACAUUAAUACAGCAAAUAGAAAAAGACUCAGUCAAAGAUGUAGUUCAACUACGUUUACCAGAGAAAAAAGAACAUUUAAAAGACUCCAAUGAGGCAUCUAUGGAGACUUUGCCAAGCACACUUCAUGCAAAACAUUCAGACUCAAAUCUCCAUUCAAACAGCAACACCCUUGUACCCCCAUGGAGGAGAAUACAUGUUCAUAAGACAGAACUGGAAGAUAAAUUGUUCAAUAAAAGUUUAACCAUGAAAGAAUCAGCUACAGAACAAUCUAACGAAAACAUGACCGCAAAUGAAGAUUCCUUUGAAGACAAGCCCAGUAUCUCUUCUUUUAAUAUCACAAAUCUUUUAACUCCCAUUAUAAGAAGAAAAAGCAUACAAGAAGCCCUAGAGGAACAGCCAAUGGCAAUAACUCCUCCACCUGCUGAUACAAAUACAUCUAUUGAUCAGGACCAAAGAGAAAUUAGCUUGUAUCGUAAGCGAAAUGACUAUAAAUCUAAAGCUACAAGUCUACUAUUCAAUCUGAAAGACAUGAGAAAGAGAGUAAAGAGCACAUAUAAUCCUUCAGCAAAUCUUCGUAAUCUGUAUGAAAAUAAUCCAACAGCAGAUGCCAGGCUACAAGAUGUUUCAACUUAUGGUGUUUCUUUAAUGGACACAAGUAAACAGGUGUCACAAAUUGAAAAUGUAAGCAACGUUGACCAAACAUAUGUACCAAGGCUAACUAAAGAAGAAGAAGCUAAACAUGAUUUUUUUCAAAAUAGUUCUGAUAACUAUUUAUGUUUGAGUUCCCCACUACAAAUAAUAACAUGUAAUGUAUUUGAAAAUGCUGAAAUUCCAACAGAUGAUGUCCCCACAGAUGAAAAUAUGCACAAAGAAUAUAUUCCAUCUUCUCAUCUCAGUCCUAUUGAACAUAACCUGAAAAAAGAUGUAGACUAUCCUAUACUGAAUCUUUAUCCCAAAGAUGAUACAAGUGUAAAAGUGGAACAAAAAUUGGAUGAACCAGUUUGGAGACAAAAGAAAGAAUAUUUUCCUUUACAAGAAGCAAAUAUUAAACCUGCCAGCAAGCAGGAGGAACCAUCAGAUAUGGUUUCCUUGCCAACAAAUUAUAUCUUAGAAAUUGAUGUGGAAAAUGCAGAAGGCCGCACAAAACAAUCUUUAGACUCCACAGAGAUGGUAAAUCAGUGUUCAGGAGAAGGUGAUGAAGGUGGAAAACAGAAGAUAAAAACUGAUAGCCUAAAGGAUGAUUUACAGUAUUAUGCAGUGAGUAAUUGCAAUAUAGAGAGCAGCAAACAGCAUGACAUACUAAAGGAAGAUAUUGAAGAAAAAGAAGAAGAUAAAGAGCCAUUAGUAAGUGAUAAGCAAGGUGAAGAAAGUACAAAUACAGAGGAGAUUAAAAGACCAUCUAGCAUAACUCAGUUCAAACCAAACUUAUUUCACAUAAAAGACAAUAAAAGUAAAUCAUCUCCGGUUACAAAAUCAGUGAGGCCUCUUUUAAGAGGUCUUUCCGAAGACUGCCUAAUUUUUCAUAAGGGAGAAGACAAUAGCUUUGCUAUAGGCAAAGGAGAUUUUAGAUCAACAAAACCUAGUUCAUGGAAAAACAGGGAUGUCAAAAUAGACGCAAGUAAAGGACAAAAUAUUGCAGCACAUAAUGGAGAAAAACAUUGCAGUCCUAUAGCUACACAAUCUGUAUUAGAGUCUCCAGACCACAACAACAGAGAUUAUAAACAAAUGAAAACACAAAUUAAAGAACGGGACAUUCAGGAGCCAUGGGAGGAGCCUUGUUGUACGACUCUUGAAUGGAGGAAAAAUGAAGAGGAAACUGUAGAUUUAGUCACAGUAAAUAAAAGCCCCAAUAGAAAUUCACCACCGCUUGAUGGACCAUUUUUUCAUCCAGUUGAAACCUGUGUCUCAGAAGUGACUGGACUGUCACCUGAAUGUAGCACCUUGCUUGGGCACCAUGCAAGUGACUCCAUAAAGGACUUGGUAAAUGGAGAACUUCCUGACAGUGCAAAUACAAACUAUUCUCCACUUGACAAUGGACUUCUACAAUUUGAAGAUGCCAUAUCCUUUUCAGAAGACAUUGCCUGUUCAACUAUAACCAGCCCCAUGUCAGAAAGUAUUACUUGCUCUGUGGUAGCCAGUCCUAUGUCUGUGAAUACACAAAGCUCUGGAUUUACUACAGCUCUUUCUGCAUUAGAUGAUAUGCCAAGCCCACCUUUACCAUGUGUAAAUUCACGAAAUGAAAAGUCCAACCUCUCAAUCCAUGAUGUGAUGAGUAUAGUUCCUACUCCUUCUAAUAAUGUGGAGACCAAAAACAGUGAGUGCAUAAGGCAGACACAGGAAAAAGCACCUUGUGUAGGAUCACUGAAUAAUGCUCAUGCUGCAAAACCACCAACAGUUCCUCCCAAAACUGAGAAAGCUCUACGUCGUGCCAAACGCCUGACCAAAAAACACAGGAAAACUGAAAUCUCCCCAAAGAUACAUGAAGGGGACUUUCAAGAGUCUGAUUUUGUCGUGGAUGUUCCAUCUCCUGCCAAUAACAUCCCAUCUUCAAUUACAACACAAUCAAAUUUCAAAGCGGGAUCCUGCAUAUCAAGAACACUACAGCAGGAGGAGUCAAUUUCUAAAGCUUCAACCCCAUCUCUCCCAACUACUCAACGCAAACUUUUGCAGGACCCUGAAUCCGGACAGUACUUUGUGGUGGACAUUCCGGUCCAUUUUCAAAUCAAAACCUUUUUUGAUCCAGAAACUGGCAAAUAUCUGCAAAUGUCACUACCACCAUCAGAAAGAUCAACCCCAAUAUUGGAAAUGCCCAACAAGCCAUCUAUGUUAUAUCAAGGGCUUACUCCAGUACCGGUUACAUCCAUAGCAUCACUGAAAAAAGUGUCACAGAUGUUGAAUAAUAGUGGUUUGUACACUGGAGAGAAAUCAGGAUCAUGGCAUGACGGAGAAGAUGACUGCUUAAAAAUGCAGCAAUCCAUAGAAUGUGAUUCAUGCGACAUGAGCUUGGCAGGCACUCCACUUAGCAUGAACAGAAAUACAGAAAGGGCAAGGAGUCCAGAUAUUAUUUCAAUGAGAGAUAUAGAUGAUUUUGCUAUGGAAGCAAUCUCAUGA